Messenger RNA from Caenorhabditis auriculariae, 923 nucleotides. The record is from the annotation of a GenBank genome assembly. Lineage: Eukaryota; Metazoa; Nematoda; Chromadorea; Rhabditida; Rhabditidae.
AUGGUUAUGUCCCGGUCAAAACAUGCCGUUUUUUGCCUCGGGAAGCUGUUGGAAACGAGUGCUGCGGGAGCAAAAAAAGCCGUGUUUGUGUCCGAUAUAUCCAUUUUGUCGCGAAAGCCCGCCGCCGCCCGGGCCGAUAUCUGUCAGUUUGGCGUCGAUUUCAGCGAACAGCUCGAAACGGAUCCGAACGUUCCUAACACGGGAAGUGCAAAAGGUCGAAGUAUUGGAAUUUAAUGAAACUUGGUAUAUAGGUACUUUAAGACUCCCUGAUUCCAAUAAAGUUGAAAAAAGUGCGCCUUUUUGGUUUUAGUCGAGUUAGGGCGCCUCAAAGUUUGCACGCAAAAAAUGCAUUGAAGGGAGGAGGGAAUGUGUUGCGGCGGCUAUCUCUAGCUGCCAGCAGGCGGCGUGGUGUAGUGGCUUGCGGCCUUGCGCUGUGGAACCUAUGAUGAAGGUUCGAAUCCUUUUUGGUGCAAUUUUUUUUUGCCAAAUUUUUUCUUGGAAAAAAAGAUGGAGUUUUGAAGAUAUUGAAAAAAAAAUCCCUUCAAAUGUUGAAAUUCACUAUUUUAUGUCGUUUUAAGCAAGAUUUUUGACAAAACAAAUUUUUUUUUUCAUUGUUUUUUGUAGUCAGUGGACUCUUUCUUGGAAAAAGUUUAAUGAAUGAAAAGUUCAGAAUUAUACGCAAUAUGCAAUGAUAAUAUAGCUAUAUAUUUUCCACCAAAAUUUUUUGAUGAAAAUUCUUACUGUCUAUUGAAGUCCUUUGAGCCUGAAAAAGAUACAGGACGAAAAAAUUUUUUGGUCGAAAAUUUUCCUUAAAACGACAUAAAAUGGUGAAUUUCAACAUUUGAAGGGUUUUUUUUUCAAUAUCAUAGGUUCCACAGCGCAAGGCCGCUAGCCACUACACCACGCCGCCUGCUGGCAGCUAG